Messenger RNA from Salvia splendens (bonfire salvia), 1240 nucleotides. Its product is annotated as zinc finger CCCH domain-containing protein 9. The transcript has 3 exons. NCBI's taxonomy places the organism in Eukaryota, Viridiplantae, Streptophyta, Magnoliopsida, Lamiales, Lamiaceae. Gene Ontology annotation, molecular function: mRNA binding; metal ion binding. The record is from RefSeq and is a predicted model, not a curated record. The coding region runs from base 29 to 985 and encodes 318 amino acids.
UUCUCCCCUUUCUCAAUCUUAAUUCAAAAUGCAGAGAGAGGAUGUUUCAUACGAUUCUCUUCUCACCUCCUCCGCCGCCGAUAAAUCAGCGGCGGCGUCGCUGCUAUUCUCUUUCACCAAUCCGUUCCUUCCCCCGACGUCGCCGACCUACGUGAACUCCGACGCCUCCUUCUACUCCUCGCUUUUCCAGAAUCACUCGUCCAGCACCACCUCCGACACCGCCUCCUUCGACGGCGGCGACGACGCCGAUCGCCGCCUCCAGGACGCCAGCUGCGUCGUCGAGUAUCAGCAGCUCUACAAUCGCUACACGCUCUGUCUCGCUCAGCUCCACGACUCGAUCGAGGAGGCCGACGCGCUCCGCCGCGACAACGAGUCUCUCCGCCUCUCCAAUGCGGAUCUGACGCACCGCAUUGCCUUGCUAUUCUCGCGCGAUCGCCUCUUAUCUGAUUUCAACCGCCUGAACGUCGCUUCUCCCUCGGCCGCCGCGCCGCGCGCCGCUCAUCUGAGCCUGACUCAGCCUCUCGCCGAACACAAUCGUGUCGAGCGGAGGAGUAUUGAGAGAGUCACGCUUCCGAAGAGCAUUUCUGUGCGCACUAGCGGUUUCCUGAAGAUGACUCGGCCUGGUCGAGACACAACUGGCGAAAAAGCAGUGAGUCAACCCACUCCUGAAUUGCGUGAGCAGCAAAGAGUGUAUGUGGGUGGGUCCACAGCAGAAAAUGUGGAGGAGCUGGAUGUGUACAAUCAAGGAAUGACGAAAACGGAGCUUUGCAACAAGUGGCAGGAGACGGGUGCCUGCCCCUACGGAGAGAAUUGCCAAUUCGCGCACGGGAUCAACGAGCUGCGACCGGUGAUAAGGCACCCACGCUACAAGACCGAGGUCUGUCGCAUGGUGCUUGCUGGAGACGUAUGCCCCUACGGCCAUCGCUGCCACUUCCGCCACUCUCUCACCGAGGAGGAGCGCCUCAUGGUGGCACCUCCGCGUUGAUCAAGGAUACGUGCAUUGAGAUUUUCAUGGUUGAAUGGUUCGAUCACAUCUGUUGGAAUAAGGAAAUCAAUUAAUUAGAGAACAAGAAAGCAAGAGAUGAAGUUAUGGCAAUAAUAAAGAAGGAAAGCAAUUAAAGAUUAUGUAAAAUCAAAUACAAAUGAUAUUAGUAUAAUUAGAAUAUAUUUUCCAUGUAUAGCUAGAAUUAGAGUCUAUAAAAGGUUGGUAACCAUUGAGAUAAUCGAUUCAAGUCAUUCA